AGGACAGGAGAUGCAGAGCCACAGACCAUCCAUCACACAGAUUACAGUUCACAGUUUUCACCCAACCGAUCCAUGAUUGAUAUGGACCAGGCCAGUAGGCCACAGUUCCAAUAAUGCUGCAUUCCCGUAAUAUAAAGAUUCUGACAGCCGAAAGGGCAGAGUGGUUAGGAUCCAUGCCGAUGUUCGCAGCAAGCCGCUUCACGUAGCCGGCCGUUCGAUCAGCUCGCCGCAGUUGACUGGAACAUCGAGGCAGUAGCGGUGGUUGCCUGCUGCUGCGUCGUCGCAUCCUUUUAGAGAUCGAGCUGAGAGCAAUGGGGAAGGCGGGGAGGUGGCUGAAGAGCUUCCUGACUGGCAAGAAGGACAGGCCGCAAGCCGAGGCAGUGGCGGUGACGGCAUUGCCACCAGGGACACCGAAGGAGAAGAGGUGGACCUUCCGGCGGCCAGUGCCUGCAGGGAAGGCUGCAGAGACACCAGCGGCGGGACGCGGCGUGUCGGAUGUGGGACUUGAUUUGUCCGCGUCAGAUAUCGAGUUCGAUCAGAAGAAGCACGCCGUGGCAGCUGUGGUGGCGACCGCGGCAGCCGCCGACGCUGCGGUGGCACGCCUGUCCUCUCGCAGGGCGCACCUGCCGCCGAGUCUCGUCGAGGACGCGGCGGCGGUCAGAAUUCAGGCAACCUUCAAAGGCUAUCUGGCAAGAACGGCUCUGUGCGCGCUGAGAGGCAUAGUGCAGCUGCAAGCUCUAGUGCGAGGCCAACUGGUGAGGAAGCAGGCGAACGCCACCCUCCGCUGCAUGCAGGCUCUCCUCGCCGCGCAGUUCCAGCUGCGCGCGCAGCGCAUGCGCGUUCUCCAGGAACACCACCCGCCACCGCCAAGACCACGGCAGUCUCCGCAACAUCCGAGGCAUCGCCGAUCCUACGAGAUGGAUAGGUCCUGUGAGGAGAACGCCAAGAUUGUCGAGAUGGACAUCGGCGAGCCUGUGCGGCGAGCCGCGGCAAAGGACAGGCAGUUCUUCGUCGAGCACCACGGCCGGUGCUCGCCGGCGCCAUCGGCAAUGACCGAGCUGAGCCCGAGGGGGUACAGCAGUCACUUCGACGAGUUCUCUCUGGCGACAGCGCAGAGCAGCCCGCAGCACGCGUCGGCGGCCUCUGAGCUGUGCCCGAGCUACAUGGCCAACACCGAGUCGUCCCGCGCCAAGGCGCGGUCCCAGAGCGCGCCGCGGCAGCGCACCGACGUGCUGGAGCGGCAGUCGAGCCGGAGGAAGGGAACCCCGCCGAGGAGCGCCAAGAUGCAGCGGUCGUCGUCGCUGGUCGGCGCCGCGGCGCGCGGGGUUGGGCAGUCCCCGUGGUCGUCGGCCGUGAGGCUGGACGCGUCGAGCGCGUUGCUCAAGGACAGCGAGUACGGGUCCACGCUCACCGCGGCCACCGUCUACAGCCGGGCGCGGUCGCUAGUCGGCUUCGAGGUGAGACAUGGCAAGAUCAAGCUCGUGCUACCUGUGUAGAUCAUUGUCAUUUAAUCGUGACACAAGUCUUUUUCCCUGUUUCUUGCUCCAGGUGCGCCGUGGCUUGUAAUGAGUUCUGAAUGCCAUGGACCAGUGGCUUCAGUUCUUCAGAUGAUAUAAAUCGGGAGCUUCAAGCGUGUUUUUUAUGAUCAACUUGUUAAUCGUCGUCGAUGUGUCUGUCAAGCGAGCAACGCGGUUAGUUCAGAGUUGUACAUACACGCGUUUCAACUGUACAUUUAAGUAGGUCAUUUUGCGAUGAUUGUGAGGUACGUAUCGGGUAAUGGCAAAAAUUCAAGGCAACAAA
Molecule: messenger RNA, 1800 nt
Organism: Phragmites australis (common reed)
Lineage: Eukaryota; Viridiplantae; Streptophyta; Magnoliopsida; Poales; Poaceae
Product: protein IQ-DOMAIN 19-like
Exons: 4
Coding region: 312-1496 (394 amino acids)
Molecular function (GO): protein binding
Source: RefSeq, a predicted model, not a curated record